Messenger RNA from Stegostoma tigrinum, 2092 nucleotides. RefSeq names its product ALG5 dolichyl-phosphate beta-glucosyltransferase (gene alg5). The transcript has 10 exons. The coding region runs from base 84 to 1082 and encodes 332 amino acids. Gene Ontology annotation, cellular component: endoplasmic reticulum membrane. NCBI's taxonomy places the organism in Eukaryota, Metazoa, Chordata, Chondrichthyes, Orectolobiformes, Stegostomatidae. The record is from RefSeq and is a predicted model, not a curated record.
CUGGCUUCCGCUUCGGUGUCCCGCUGCCAUAGGCUCGCGAGGUUGUUAGGGUGGAAGCCGCUGGCGGUUAUCGACCCCGGGUCAUGGAGCUCCAUUCCGGCGAAGUGCUGCAGGCAGUAGUCGGUGUCGCCCUCACGGUCUUGCUCCUGCUGUUGUUCACUGCACACUUGACUGCUGUUAAAAUGCCAAACCUCAGCCUUGGAGAGAAAGAAAAAUUUUUUUUAAGUCCAAAUUCUGGCAGGAAGGAAUUGUUUCCUAGUAUUCAUGAUCCUCCCACUAAAGAACUGUCUGUCAUUGUCCCAUCUUAUAAUGAAGAAGAAAGAUUACCUCUGAUGAUGGAUGAGACGUUAGAAUAUUUAGAACAAAGACAGAAGAAAAACUCCUCCUUUUCCUAUGAAGUAAUUGUUGUAGAUGAUGGCAGUAAAGAUGAAACAACAAAGGUUGCGCUGAAUUAUUCCAAGGAGUAUGGAUCUGAUAAGGUCCGCGUAUUAACAUUAUUAAAAAAUCGUGGGAAAGGUGGUGCUGUUAAAAUGGGUGUGUUAAGUUGCCGAGGAAGAUAUAUCCUAAUGGCUGAUGCUGAUGGAGCUACAAAGUUUGCUGAUAUUGAAAAAGUAGAAGCUGGUUUGAAAGAUCUCCAGUCAGGGCCUGAUAACAUGGCUAUCUCGUGUGGAUCUCGUGCUCAUUUGGAAAAGGCAACAAUAGCCAAACGUUCCUAUUUUCGGACACUACUCAUGUAUGGUUUCCACUUCUUGGUGUGGUUUCUGUGUGUAAGAGGAAUAAGGGAUACACAGUGUGGCUUUAAGCUUUUGACUCGAGAAGCAGCUCAAAGAACAUUCUCAACAUUGCAUGUGGAUCGCUGGCUUUUAUUUUUGCAUUUUAGGGCUUUUGAUGUGGAGCUCCUUUACAUUGCCCAGUGUUUAAAGAUUCCAAUUGCAGAAGUUGCUGUGCAAUGGACAGAAAUAGAGGGAUCAAAAUUAAUUCCAUUCUGGAGUUGGUUACAGAUGGGUAAAGAUCUUCUCUUCAUUCGUUUACGUUACUUCACGGGUGCCUGGAAUCUGGAAAUGCCCAAAAAAGUCAUCUAAGUUAUUGCGCAGUAUCUGUUCAUGAAGAUGGAAGGACAUAUAACAUUACUGAAAUAUAAUCAAGGAACAUGGUGACACAAGACAUUUUAUGGUGGAUGGUUUAAAAAAAAGUUUUCUUUCCGAAUUCAUAUUGCAGUAUUUUCUUUGUUCUUUUGUAAAUUGCAUACUGGUGAAUAAAGUGAAAACUUUGAAUCUAGGUUGUAUCUUUGGUUAAAUCAAAGAUAAAAUGUUGAGUGACCAGACUGAGACAGCAUAAGGAUUACGUUUGAAUACAUCAAUAUUGCAAGCUGGUUUCUUGGUUUACUUCUAACUGUAAACUAAACUACAUUGACAAAAUGUGCAUUAAUGAUGUAUAUUUUAGGGAUAUCAGAGAAUCCCUUUAAGUCUGGAAACAGACCAUUUGGCCCAACAAGUCCACAUUGACUCUCUGAAAAGCAUCCCACCCAGACUCAUCCCCUUACCCUAUCUCUGCAUUUCCCAUGGCUCAUCCCCCUAACCUACAAAUCCCUGGACACUAUGGGCAAUUUAGCAUGGCCAAUCCACGAAACCCACACAUCUUUGGACUGUGGGAGGAAACUGGAGCACCUGGAGAAAACGUACACAGACAAGGGCUGUGAGGUAGCAGUGCUAACCACUAUGCUGCCCCUUAAAAAUACUUUGGUGUUUUAAGGUUGUCAAAUGCCAGGAAAUUGCCAUACCACAUAAUGGAUGAAACAUGGGGUAAAUGAUUAACUCAUUAUGUUUGCUCUUAUUCUUUUCAAUUCUUUUGUAUAUGGAUGCUUCAGUUUUACCAUUAAUUCUGGAGCAGUUUUGAUUCCUAAGUGCAAUUUUUAAAUGGCUAGAAUUAAAAGCCAAUGUAAUGAGACUUGUAUUAAUGGACGGUUAUUGCAACAGUUGAUUCAUAGUUAAAACUUCUAUUUGAAAAACUGGAACUUGCCUGAAGUCCGUAAAACUUGAAUUAAUAUUUUAUUCAUGUAUUUUAAUUAAAUGUGAAAGUUACAUUUGUAAAA